AUGAGCAACUAUGGGCAGAUACUUCAGGAGAUUGGAGAGUUUGGUUUCUUUCAAAAACAAUUACUCGCUGUGUUAUGCAUCCCAACCAUUUUCACAGCUUUUGAUGUUAUUGGUCAGUUAUUUCUGGGAAUUAGCUUCCCACAUCACUGUAACACUGACUGGAUCUUGGAGAGAGGGCCCAACCUGACAGAAGAGAAACAAAGAAAUCUCACUCUUCCUGUGAAUGAGGAUGGACAGUUUGAAGGCUGUCAAAUGUUCACACCUGUGGACUGGGAUUUGGAGACCAUUGAGGCAUAUGGGAUUAACACAACAACAGGAUGUGUAGCUGGAUGGGACUAUGAUGCACCUGCAGGUGCUUCUACCAUUGUGACUGAGUUUGAUGUGGUGUGUGACAGAAGUGGUUUGAUUGAGGUCUCUCAGUCCAUCUCCAUGGCUGGCAUUUUGUUUGGAGCGCUGACAUUUGGGGCAAUUUCAGACCAGUUUGGUCGACGCAUCGCAAUCCUGCUCUCACUCUUUCUCCUUUCAUGUUUUGGGAUAGGGGUUGCCUUCUCACCCAACAUGUAUGUUUACAUGGUCUUAAAAUUUUUCACUGCAGCUACAGGAGGUGUUAUAACAAUGAACACAUCUGUGUUGGCAUUGGAAUGGACUGAUCGCUCCAGGGCUGCACUUUGCACCGAGUCCAUCAUCAUAUUCUUCGCUGUUGGACUUAUGAUGUUGUCUGGCAUCGCAUUUUUGAUUCAUGACUGGAGAAUCUUGCAACUGGUGCUCUUCAGCCCUCUUCUGCUUGUUGUGGGAUUCUUAUUCUGGUUUCUUCCAGAGUCGGCUCGCUGGCUCAUGGCACAGGGCAGGAAGGAAGAAGCAUGGAUGGAGCUUGAGAGAGCAGCCAGGGUGAAUGGGAGGAAGGUACCGGAUGACCUGAUGGACAAGCUCACAGUUGAGGGUAAAUUUAAAAGACAAAACAUGCUUGACAUCCUUCGUAUACCAUACCUGAGAAAACGCACCAUCAUUAUGGCAUAUAACUGGUUUGCAGUAAGUCUUCUUUAUUAUGGACUGAGCCUGAAUGUUGUUGGUUUUGGCCUGAAUAUCUACCUCACACAGUUCAUCUUUGGUUUUGUGGAAAUCCCUGCAAACCUGAGCGCUUUGGGGUUAAUGCAGCACUUUGGAAGACGGACAUGUGAAGUGGGUUAUCUGAUUGUUGGAGGUGCUGCUUGCCUUGUGAGCCUUGCCAUCCCAAAUGGUCUUCCUGUGGUAACAACAGUCAUAGCUGUACUGGGGAAAGUCGCUGCCACAGCUGCAUUCAGCACAGUCUACGUUUACACACCAGAGCUAUACCCAACUGUUUUAAGGCAGAACGGUGUAGCUCUGAACUCCAUGUGUGCUCGUGUAGGGGGGAUUCUCUCUCCACUCAUCAGACUGCUGCAGGUCUACCAUUACGCCAUCCCCAUGUCGAUAUAUGGCAUCGUUCCCAUCACUGCUGGGUGUUUGUGUUUGCUGCUACCUGAAACUCUCAAUGUGGAACUUCAGGAUCAUGCAGAGACAGAGUGA
Messenger RNA from Cheilinus undulatus (humphead wrasse), 1545 nucleotides. RefSeq names its product solute carrier family 22 member 13-like. The coding region runs from base 1 to 1545 and encodes 514 amino acids. The record is from RefSeq and is a predicted model, not a curated record. Gene Ontology annotation, biological process: transmembrane transport. The transcript has 9 exons. Lineage: Eukaryota; Metazoa; Chordata; Actinopteri; Labriformes; Labridae. Gene Ontology annotation, cellular component: membrane. Gene Ontology annotation, molecular function: transmembrane transporter activity.